Ipomoea nil (Japanese morning glory) is the source of this 1811-nucleotide messenger RNA. RefSeq names its product origin of replication complex subunit 4. Gene Ontology annotation, biological process: DNA replication; DNA replication initiation. Gene Ontology annotation, cellular component: nucleus; nuclear origin of replication recognition complex. The transcript has 17 exons. The record is from RefSeq and is a predicted model, not a curated record. NCBI's taxonomy places the organism in Eukaryota, Viridiplantae, Streptophyta, Magnoliopsida, Solanales, Convolvulaceae. Bases 336 to 1583 code for a protein of 415 amino acids. Gene Ontology annotation, molecular function: ATP binding; ATP hydrolysis activity; DNA replication origin binding.
AUUUAAACCAAAAAAAGUAAAAUAUCACAAGCCUCAAUCUUCCCUCCAAAAAUUUCCCACCAUCCGAGUCUUUCUUGCGCACUUCAUAGUCGUCCGCAGCCACUCCCAACGCCGCCAUUGACGAAGCUUUAAACUCCAUCGCUGAAAAAUCCGGCUGCACGGGAACCGCCUAGCGCUGACGUUGCUGCCUCGCCGAUCCGGCUGCAAAAUCCGUGAGUAUAUUUCAGAUUAGUGCAAUUUGAUUCGCCGUCAGGAGUUUCUCCGAUCGAAGGAAAUAAAUUCUCAGUUUCAGUGCCACAUUUCCUGUUACUUCGCCGCAGUGCGAACUCCGUAAAAUGGGCCGAGACAACCCGGCUGAGCAAGCGGUAGUCCUGCUCCGAACCCGUAUAUGCAAUCCGAAUUUCAUCUUCACUCUUUUUUCCGACUCCCCUGACAGCAAUUACAGCAAAUUGAAGUAUAUAGUAUCUAGCUCUGUCACCGAAGCUUGUAACAAUUCUGUUUUGCUUCUUGGUCCGCGUGGUUGCGGAAAAAAUGCGGUUUUGGAGCUUGUUCUCGAGGCUUUACUUAAGGAGUUUCCAGAUAUGAUCUCCGUGAUUAAGCUCAAUGGGCUGUUGCACAGUGAUGACAAUUGUGCCUUAAAGGAGAUCACGAGGCAAUUAUGUUCGGAGCAUCAGCUGGUUUUCUCAAAAAUGGCAUCAUUUGAUGAUAACUCUCAAUUCUUGAUAGCUAUGCUAAGGGAGUGUGGAUUAGCUCAUAAAACAGUUAUCUUUGUACUGGAUGAGUUUGAUCUUUUUACACAGGGUAAACAACGGUUGCUCUAUAGUCUGCUAGAUGCAAUGCAAUCUGUGACAUCACAAGCUGUGGUUAUUGGUGUCAGUUGCCGGUUGGAUGCUGAUCAACUUUUAGAGAAAAGAGUAAGGUCUCGUUUCUCACAUAGGAAGCUGAUAUUUCUACCUCCAUCAAAGGAAGAUUUGGAACGAAUUCUCAAGCACAUUUUGCUGUUGCCAAAGGACUUCGGCCUUCCUACUAAAUAUGUAGAUGCUUUCAAUACCAAGCUUCUUAGUAUUUUAUCAGAUGACAAAUUCAAAGACAUCGUUGAGUCAUUGUGUACCUAUGAUUCAACUUUCAACCAUCUUUUAAGAUUCCUGUUCUCUGCUGUGUGUCAAAUGGAUAUGAAAUCUGGUUUCCUAUCACUUGAUAACUUUAGAACUGCACUCUCAAAUACUCAAAGGCAACCCAAGUUGGAAUGUCUGAAAGAUUGCUCUAUUUUGGAGCUAUAUAUUCUUGUUUGCCUGAGAAGGUUGGAAGCCAACGAGCAAGAAACAUGCAACUUCAACUCUAUAAUGAAAGAGUACAAAAUUGUUCACGAUUCUUUCAAAACAAGUGAUUAUUAUGCAAGGGAUGUUUGCCUCCGGGCAUUUGAGCACCUUUUGCAGCGUGAGCUAAUCUCCUUCGUGGAGAAUAGAGGCCACAACCAGUCUAUUGAAUUCAGGCCAGUACAGCUUCUAAUAUCACUGCAUGAACUUCAACAAGGACUGAAAUCUUGGGGCUGUUGUCCGGUUAUUCUCCAUAAAUUAAUCUAAUCACAACCUUGUCAUCAGCAUUUUUGGCGCACCAUUCCAAACACUCUCUUAAGAUGAUCAGAAGUCUUGUAUCUCAUUUCUCAAGCACCAUCCUUCUGCAUUCUCCUCGGUUUAGCAAUAUAUGUGUAUGCAUUUUCCAUGAAUUGACAAAAUUAGUGGGUUUUCGUGGCUGGCCAAUUGUUCUUUGACACGUAAACAGAAAAAUUUGCAUGUUUAUUAUUAUUAUUA